Danio rerio (zebrafish) is the source of this 3920-nucleotide messenger RNA. The record is from RefSeq and is a predicted model, not a curated record. Lineage: Eukaryota; Metazoa; Chordata; Actinopteri; Cypriniformes; Danionidae.
CACUGACGCAGCAGCACAUGUUAAACACGGGUCUCCCGUAGCUGUGUAUGAUCAGCUGCAGUUCUCCCACACACACACACACACACACACACACACGCACACACACGCACACACACACUCUCUCUCUCUCUCUGAAGAGCAGAAACAAGGACGUCCUUCUUUUGCCUGGAAACCGGAGAUCAGUCAGUCAGAGGAGCGCAGAGCAGCCGCAGUCCCGAUGCAGCAACGUUAUCUACAGUCCCCGGUUCUCCAGCCACUGAAGCCGCACAGCAGACCCAACACACAGACGACUGAGGAGCUGAAGCUGAAUGUAAGAUCUGGUUGCAGAGGGCAGGAAUAAAAGCCAUCAUCAUGAAUUUUGUUAUGAAGCAGGCGCUGGGAGGCGCCACUAAAGACAUGGGGAAGAUGCUGGGCGGAGAGGAGGAGAAGGAUCCGGAUGCGGAGCGGAAGGAGGAGGAGCGGCAGGAGGCGCUGCGGCAGCAGGAGGAGGAGCGCAAGGCCAAAUACGCCAAGAUGGAGGCGGAGAGAGAGUCUGUGCGCCAGGGCAUCCGGGACAAGUAUGGGAUAAAGAAGAAGGAGGAGAAGGAGGCGGAGGCGGCGGCGGCACUGGAGCAGGCAGCGGAGGGCAGUCUGACCCGACCCAAGAAAGCCAUUCCGGCCGGCUGCGGAGACGACGAGGAGGAGGAGGAGAGUAUCGUGGACACCGUGAUGAAGUUCCUGCCCGGACCCCUGCAGGACAUGUUCAACAAGAAGUAGAGCUGAGGGGACUGCUGCCAUACACACACACACACACUCCUCUGAGGACUCUGGACAAACACACACACAAACACUACUGCCGUAAACACACUACUGCCAAAAACACACACUACUGCCAUAAACACACACACACACACACAAACACACACACACACACACACACACACACACACACACACACACACACACACACACACACACACACACACACACUGAUGUUAAAUCAGUGGUUCUUUAAUGUUCUUGGUCACGUCCCCUUUAAACCUGUUUUUAAGUCUCUGCACACUUUUCUAGGGUAAAAGAUGUGAAUAAUAUUGAAGAUGAAGAGUGAAAAUAUUGAAGAUGAAGAGUGAAAAUAUUGAAGAUUUCAUUUGAAUUUAAUUUGCAUAAUAAGGAACACGGCUUUGAUGUGAACCGGCAGCUCCGCCCUCACUCCUGCGCCUGUGAAGAUGCUUUAUUCAGAGACACCUCCUGAUUCAUUACGCUACAUGGACUAAAAUACUGUCGAGAAAUAAGAGCACACACACACACACACACACACACACACACGUUAAAGCAGAGGAGAGCAGGCCUGCACCACAGCCUGCAGGAGCUGAUCUCAGUAGUCUGUAAUGUGGUGAGUGAGCGCCUGACGCUGUUUAACCCAUCGGCUGAUCUGCUGAAGACGUUUCUAUUUUUGUAAAUCUUUCACUGUUGAGGAAACUAGACACAAACACGACUGACAGAGAUCUACGCUAUACUCUGAUGAUGACCCAGGAGCAUCUUUGAGAACCACUGAGUUAAACACACACCUGUUCAACCCAAUCAUGUGGAACACACCUUUAAACACACACACACACACGUUCGACAUGCACCUUUAAACACACACACACACACACACCUGUUUGGAGUCCAGAGCUCACAGCAGGAAUCUUCCUCCCUCCUCAUCAUCUGUCUGUAAAUAAGUGAUAAUAAACAGAUACACCUAUAUAUGGAUAUAUAUAUAUAUAUACACUAGCGAUAGCUGAUUCAGAUAUAUACGAAUAAUCUCUGAGUAAAAGCCAUAAACUAAUGCCGGAGGCGUCUCUCCAGUCAUCUAUUUUUGAUUGUUGCUCUGUUCUAGAUAUUUCCAUGCAUCAUCCUAUAGAUAUAAAUAUAUAUACUGUAAACGGAUUCGCUCAUCGACCAUCACAUGGUGUCCGAUCACACACACACACACACAGACAGCGUGGCCCAUGAUGGUGUAGUGCCGUUUCUCCGCAUGCGAAACAGCUCUCCAUGCUCCUCCUGUGCACUGUACGCGCUCCAGCUCCAACACGCUCCAGCUGAAGGCAAUAACUGAGCUUGUUGUCUGUAGAUGUGCAUCGCCUCACUCAUUAAACAGAUUCAGCACUGGCGAGUGUUGCGUUCCGUAUAUUGUACACCGCAGAACCUCCAUCACACACUACUACAAUUGGACCAAUAGGGCUAUAGUCAUCCACAGAGGUGAAUCUGGAUCAUCGUGCUCAUCUGCGCUGCUGUACAGUCGUGUGUCGUGUUUCUCUCUUCACCUAAACAGACAGUGACAAUGGUGCAAUAUUUGUUUCUGAAUGAAGAUGUGCUGUGCCGAUGCUUGAUUAUAGAUCAGCAAUAACAGACAAUCUUCAUCGUUAUCUAUGUUUAAUCGCUCCAGAAUGUCCAUGUCGUCUUCCUAGUUUCAGUCAAACCAGCUUAUUCAAGGAGAGAUUAGUUAGGGUCUCUAAGCGCUCGCUUCUUUAUUCGUCACACUGAUGAACAGGCGUCUCUUACACAGAGCUUGAGUCUGUUUCCAGUGCAAACAUCUGAAACUCUUAAACGGAGAAGACGUAGACGAGCACUGAUAGAGUCUUGUGUUCAGAAUAAUGAGUCCAAAUGAAGCGAGUUCUUCAGUAACACAAGCAGAUUAAUCAGAUCCCGUUCUGCUCGUCCACAUGAAGCUUCUUGAUGUAAGAAUGUUGAGAUAUUUGCAGCAGAAGCGAGACCGAGCUCAGAGUAAAGCCUGUUCUGCAGUGGGUUUUCCUCAUCCAGGUGAAAUCUGAUGAUGGUAACUCAGAUGUUAAACUCAGACUGUGUUUAUAGACAUCUUUUAUAUCAUGCUCUGCCUGUGUUUCAUUCAUUUAUAUUCACAAACACUGUAAAUAACGACGCACAUGUAAAACACCGCAGAAAAGGUGAACGUAGUGUAGGAUUAAGCUGCCAUCGUGUCGUUUUAAACAUUCCAGAUUUUCCAGACAUUCCGUGAAGAAAAUAUUGAUGAGGAAUAAUAUCCAGACAUCUGAGUGAUGUCAGGAGUAACAUAUGCUAAUGUCUGUGCUGUGAAUGUGGAGUCCCUCAUGAAUAUUAAUAUCCGUGGCCACGCCUCCAGAUCUGACUGCCUUUCUCAGACGUGUAAAGUCUGAUGUGCCAUUCUCUCGUGUCCAGACGCACAAAGCUCUGCGUUCGCUCCUGUCCGACUGCACUAAUGGAUAAUACACUGCCCAAUCACAUCACUCCUUUAUUAAACCAAAGAGUGUUGCUGUGUGUGCGAGAGAGUGUGUGUCUGUGGACAAUAUCCUUUAUUUGGGUCCUCCUUUGGGUUUGGUGUCUCAAACUGAACAAAUAAACCAUCAGAAAGAAAAACAAUCAAGAGCAAACGUCCCUGAAGAUGUGUUACAUGUUGGAGAGUGAAGAAAUAAUCAUGCGUCCUCAUCUACACACACACACACACACACACACACACACCCUCCACUGGAGUCACUGCGUUUCUCUCCAUGAUGAAGAUACUGCCGUCAUUACAGCACAUGAUGAAUAUGCCAUAGUCGUGAUCUCUGAAUGUACGUGUCCUGCGCAGCUCUUAAAGCGCCGCUGUGGUUCCUCUGUCUGUGAGCUGUUCCUGUCUCUCGAUGGUUGUGUUCUGGAGAUAUUCUCUUUAAUUCUGUGUAUUCUGAUAUGAUUUCUGUAGUGUGUAUUAAGGUCAGAGUAUCUUUUCUCUCUCUGUUUCUGUAUGCAUGCGUUGGCGUGUCCCAUGUGUGUGUGUGUGUUGUAGAUGAUGUUUGUGUGUGUCUUCUGUGUUUUCAUUGCAUGCUCUGAUAGACAGACUGUAGACUGUAACAUUCCUGGAUCGCCACACACACACACACACACACAUAAUAAUAAUAAUAAUAAUAAUAAUAAAGUGAUUUGAUAGA